Molecule: messenger RNA, 6466 nt
Organism: Rattus norvegicus (Norway rat)
Lineage: Eukaryota; Metazoa; Chordata; Mammalia; Rodentia; Muridae
Source: RefSeq, a predicted model, not a curated record
UGUCUGUGAUGCCCCAUAUCCUGCAGUUGCCGGGAAGGCACAUCCACAUCCCUUCUUCUGCCCACCGAGCAGUAGAGCAGUAGAAGAGUAGCUGGUUCUUACCUGCCUGUGCACUUGGGCCUGUGCCCUGCAGACCAGGGAUGGCCCGCAUCAUAGACCUGGUGCCUUGGGACGAGUGCUCUGCCCACCUGUAUGCUUCCCCAGCCAUCCUCAUCCCUCUGGAGCGAGUGCGUCGCCCACUCGCCGGGGUGAAGCAUCAGCUCUACCACCCCGGCCUGCCUUCCCUUCGGCGCAUGGACAUGGACUCCGUCAAGGGCUGCCUCUCGGAUGAACACUGCCAGUCUUCCACUUACUACACCAAAGAUGAUUUCAACGAGGCCCACUUCACUCUCCUAGGGGUCCCCAACAAACCCCUGCAUUGCCUGGACUUCACGGCAACCGGCCAGAAGCUCUGUCACAAGUACCGUGACGGAAAGAUGAUUCCCAUCGUGCCAGGCAUCCAACGGGCCGACUGGCCCUGCUUCACACGCGCCAUCGAAGAUUGGUCUCAAUUCGUGUCCAAGUCCGGAGAGUUCAAGCUGCCUUGUGCCAACAGAAGGGUGGAGGGUUUCAGUGGCUACGCGGUGCGGUACUUGAAGCCGGAGCUGACCCAGAACUGGCGGGUAGGGAAAGAUGCAAACAGACCGGGCCCGGAUGGCUGGGAGGGACCGGCUGCUGGGAUCCGCACCCCUCAGUCUUACGGGUUCAAAUUCCUUUGGCCCACUCCAGUACUGCCUCAACCAGAACCCCAGCCUGGACCGCUAUGGACAGAAGCCCCUGCCUUUCAACACGCUGAACUCGUUCCGGCGCUUUGGCUCCCACUACAGUCGCAUCAACUAUCUGACUCCCUGGCAUUAAUCUGUGUGGGCAGGAAGGCUGAUCCUUCUAUGGCUGGACUGUGCCACCUCAAGGCCCCUAACCAGACAGAGCACAUGUGGUGGCACCAGUCAUCUUCUCCCCAGGAGUUCAGUUCAAGAAAUAAACCUAAUGCUUCCGAAGAUGUCUCUGUGGUGGUGGCAGUGGCGGCGGAGUGAAGGGGAAGUCUGGAGAAGGCUCAGGACCACAGAUGAUAGCAUAUUACCCUUGCCUGUUUUUUACUAACUCCUGGGAAAUGGAGAGAGGGUGUGUAAGGGCAGAGUAUCAGGACCUAAGCCUCAAGUCUAGCUGGGGUGGAGGCACAGGGACAGGCUGGGAUUCUGGUUUCCCUAAUGCUCUUUCUUGUCCAUUGCUUGCAACUCCUAACCAAGAUCCUGAAUCCAUAGCCUCCACCUGAGUUUGAGCACUGAGAGGAGAGAAGAGACCCAUGAUACCUCCCUGCACCCCUUACAUAUACUGGUGUGCUUUGGGCUGUCCCUGAUGGGAAGUGGGUAGGUCAGGUUUAUGCCCUCUGGUCCCUGUGAAGCAUACUUCCAAAUAUAAACUGGGAGGAGGUGCUUGAGAACAUGCUGGGCUCCUCAAGGCACUGCUAUGAAAUUCACUGCCUACACAGAAGGCCAUCUGCUCUACUCGAGUAGUGGGACAGGCCCUCGUCUUUCCCUCAGCAUACACCCUAGGCCUAAGCCCCUCUGGUGAUGGUGGACGUGAUUGAUGGCCUAGGUGCAGGGGAGCUCCAGUGACGGGGGCAUCUGUAGCUCUUGAGUCUUCUAUACUCCACCCUGCCAGAGGGCAGACUGCAGGGAGAGGUCCUCAUGGGAACAAAUAGCCACAGUGCCCAAGAACUCAGCAGGGGAUUUCUGUUCCUGGAACUUCCCACAUCCCCAAACCUGAGAAUAUGGUCAAAGUCAUAUGUUUACACGGCCCUGCGUCUUCAGAGAAAAGCCCCCAUGUUUUCAUCUCAGUGGAGUUAGCAUCCACAGGGCCAAGUUCGCUCACCAUUCACCCCUUUCCUCCCUGAAACCAGUGCGCAGCUGCUGCAUGCCCAAGGCUAAUGUCUCAGAAGAAAGGGAUUGAGAGAAAAAUGGCCUCACAGGUCAGAACCUAUUAUCUGCUAUUUGAAAUUCUGCUAACAGGGCAGGAAGCCCGGGAAAGAUAAACCCAGAUUCCUUCACGAAAACUCAUUGGACAACUCUGGGAAGCCAAUGGCAGAGACCCCAGGGCUGUUAGUGCUUCAUUCCAAAUGACAAAGAAGAAAUGGACCUGCCUAAGGUUCCCAGAGGAUGCCUGUCUUGGGUGAGAAUGGUCAGAGGGGCACUAGUGAACAGAUGAUGGUGCAAGGGGGAACCGAGUGACCAGGAUUUUUUAUUUUUUCUGGGCCUGCUUCUGUGACCCAGUAUGAACAAGAAAGUUCACUUUAUAAUGUAGCCCAGCUUUGAGGCCAUUGCCUGGGCCAGUGUUCUGCUGAAUGCUCAGGUGACACAGGUCACCCCUGCUUUAUUAGUGUUUUGAGUCCAGUGGGAAAAACAGGUAGGCAGGCCAAACCACUUUAAACCACAAAGUACGCUCCUCUAGUCUAGGACCCUACAGGGGCCAGCCCACAGCAGUAAGGUUCUUGUCCACUGGCUAUAUAUUUAAUACCAACUUUAUAAAUACAAGAAACAGAAACUGUCUAAGACUAAAGGGAGUAGAAAGCAUAAGCAAAAACAAUUAAGUGUAGAAUUUUUAUUAAGUUUUUAAAUGUUUCACAGGCCUGGUGAGGUAAGUCGUUUUAAAUCCAUUUUAUAGCCGGUUAAAUAAACGGACUCGGGGAUGAAGAGCUGGCUCAGAGGUUGAGUGCCGGCUGCUUUUCCAGAGAACCAGGUUCAGUUCUCAGCACCCACAUGGAGGCUCUAACCCAUCUUAACUCCAGUUCCUAGGGGUGUGGCACUUUCUUCUGACUGCAGGGGCACCAGGCACACAGGUGGUGUACAUACAUACAUCCAGGCAAAACAUUCACCCACAUAAAACCAACUACCUAGGCUAGAGGAGGUGGUGAUUGGCCUGAGACUACACAGCUGGUGACUGGCAAAGCUGGGAACUGAAGGCAGUGAGACUGUGAUCUACUUCUUCCCUGCUGAGGAGCAAGCCAAGGGUGGAGAGAAAAGCAGAGGGUCUUCCUGGGGCUGGAGACCCGAGACUAGUACUCAGAAGGAAGAGAGCUCCCGUCAGAAAACUAAGAAGUCAAGAUUAGUGGCAUACAUUGUAAGUCCCGGACAACAUGGAGGUUGAGCGUGACUGAUGCCCCAGGAGUUUGCCUAGCCUGGGAAACAGACACAGGAAUGCUCUCAGAUGUGCUAGUGGUGGCCACUGCGUCACAGCAGCCACGACCUCCGCUGUAUCUUCAGAGGUUUGUGGCUCAGCAUGAACAGAUCCCAUCUGAAAUCUUCUCUGUGGUCGUACCCUUGGGAUAGUACAGCCAGCAUGACUCUCAGGCCUUCUGGACCUGAACACAGUUCCCUGGCCUUUACCACAGACCCCAUCAUUUCUCCUUGCUUGUCUAUCCUCAGCCUCUUGUUUCCCUAACUUUGUUCAAAGCCAUCCUUCCACCCCUUUCUACCCAGUGGCAAAUGCUCCCUUCUCCCCAUUCUUCCCAAAGACCACACGUACAGGGACCUUGGCUGUUUUGGGGACUUACAUCUGUGGCCAGUAGGCUUACUUGCCAGCUCCUUUUACCUCCUGUAACUGAGGUUCAGGGAUGCAGAUCUAUCUAGACAGAAUGAAAUUUCUACUAUAAAAUGGCAGUAGUGUUUAUUACAUAGCAACAUGGAGAACAUGCAUCCUAGCCCAGGGUCUGGGGCUGGCAGAAGGGCAGGCUCAGAAAUAAGGCUCAAGCUGAGAUGGGGUGGAAAUUACAUGUCCCAGAUGUCGAUGGCCGUUUUUACUGUGUGUCUGUGUGUUUGCCUGUGGGUGCUCGUGCACGCGCACACACACGCUCGAGAACACACACACACCCAGGCAUGCACGCACGCGCACGCACACACACACACACACACAAGCUAAAGUCAACAUCUGGUGUCUUCAGUCACUCAUCUCAUUGUCACAGGGUCCUCUCACUGAACCCAGUAUUCACCAAACGGUUAGACUGACUGGUAGGAGCACCAGGAAUGUCUGUCUGUCUUGUCAUCCCCCGACCUGUGUUUCUCCCACUAUCAGUCUGGGGUUACAUAAUCACAUGGCCAUGAAGGUGCUGGGUAUCCAAACUCGAGGCCUCAUGCUUGAGCAGCGGGCACUGCACUGAGCUCCUACUCUACUUCUCGAUUCUAAACCCCCCUUUUUUUUUUUUUUUUUUUGGUUCUUUUUUUUCGGAGCUGGAGACCGAUCUAAACCCCUUUUAAUUCUCUCAUGUGAAGUUCUUGCUUUUUGCCUGGCAAACAGCAGGCGCUCGGUUAUGGUCAUGGAAAAAGCAAAUGCACUGUAGAGCCAGGGUGGGGUGGGGACAUGGUGAAGAGGGAGACUCCUGCCUCCUCCACAGACUGACUUUUACAGGAUACUACAACAGAGACCUUUGGAAAUGUAGACCGAUAGCAGCCAAUGCUCUUCCUGUGUGUGACUGCUCAGGGACAAAAACACUUUCUUGAGGAUGGGAUGCAGGCCUUGUCACAAGAGUCAGGCUGUGAGUUUGGGGGGAAUUCCUGCAGUGAGAAGUCCAGGAUGGCACGGAGGUGUGCUCUGGAGGAAGAGCAGGGUUAUGGGGCAGGAAGGAGACACGGGUGGAGAUGACCUUUCACGGCAGUGCUGGAAGGUGCAGGCCCUGACUGUCUGCUUGGCAAGGUGGGCAAAAGUAACUGAGAUCUGUGAGGAAGCCGACCACCAGCUGGGGCAGGGGGAGCGCUUUUACCUGGAUUCCCCUGGCCAGAUGGGACUGGUCAGGGACAGUCCUGGCCACACUGCCUGUCUUCACCUGUGUGGCUGAGAGAAUCCCUGAGCCUCGAAAUGACCUAGACAAAGGACUAUUCGGGCCUAUCCUGCCCAAUAAGCAGAGUUUUGUCUUUGCCACACAACUAGAAAAUAAACUGGACCUUAAGCCUGGCACAGACACAAAGGCCCCUUGCUGUCGGCUGCUGAGUGUUGGAAGCCGAGAGGAAGGAACCUCUUGGCUUCCUAGGGGUCACAAAGGGGAUGGGAAAAGAAGGGGUGUGGUCAGUUUUAAGAACAGUUGUAAUAUGGGUAGUUCCAUGUCCUUUGAACUUUCUAUUCCUAUCUAGGACAAGGUACCCUGGGCUUUCAGACGCCAGGCUGAGAUUUCUCCUCUCCAGCCCCACUCUGGCCUUUGAGAAUGGAAGCAUGUGAGCUGUGGUUAAGGACAAGGAUGGAUUACAGUAGGAAUAUGUGCAAAGACUAAGGUAAAGGCCCCAGGCUCAGUCUACAGAGAGCUCACUGUAGGGCAGACUGAGAAUGAGGAGUGUGAGCCAAUUAGGCUAGGUGGGGCCACUACUGUUCCAAGGAGCACCUGAAUAAACGUUUUUUGUUUUUUUUUUUUUUUUUUUGCCAUCUCCAGCUUCUGGCCUUUCAUGAGCUGCUGGUCUCUCAUGUUCCAGCUCCCUCAGGGCUAGGGUUGAAUCUUAAUCAGGAGGGGUGAAGUAUGCUGCAUUGGCUCCUGUCAGCUUAACCAUAGCUUCCCCCUCAGAGCCUCAAUGAUGACUCCAUGCAGCUCUCACAACAGUGGGACAAAGUAACCUUCCAAUUUGUUUUCUGACAGAUAUGGCAACUGUGUCCCAAAGAGGUUAAGUGACUAGUCCAAGCUUACAUAGCCAGAAGCCUCAAAGCUCAGGAUUCAAGCCUAGCCGCAACCUGCUCCUUUGGUCUGCAUAACUCUCGGCCUCUGCACCUCCCAUCAUGCCCUCUGCAAAGAACGAGUGGAAGAGCUGUGGGCUGCACCGGUCAAUGUCUUUACUUCUAGAGCACACAUCGAACUCACUGUAUAUUAACAUCAAAAGUGGCUGCCUAAAGUGGAGUCAUUCUUUAAAAAUUCCAAACUCUCAUAUAUGAUCCAAAAUGACAUGAAAUUAAGCUAUACAAUGUUAUGAGUAGUAUAACAAACAGCUUUUAGAAUGCAAAAAUGGAAGGAAAAAACUAGCAGUUAGGGCUAGACUGUUAUAAGCCUGAGUUCCAGUUUUUUGAGGCUUUGUGACCAAGAGUCAACCCGAGAGAAGUGCUAACCUUAGUCUCUGUGGACACAGGAGAGAACCUGGGCACACAGAGCAGACGGAUGUGGCCAGCUGGGCCUUUUAAGAUGAGGUGAGGGAGUAUCCUCCUACACAUCUGGCCCUUGACUUGGGUGGUCAGUCUUCUUCCAAGACUCAUUGGGAGGGAGGGGGGCUAAAAGGGGCAAUGGUCAUCGCUGGGUUCAACACAAUGACUGUGAUAACAAAGGUCCUCCAGGCUCUCGAGGUGGCUCUGGCCAUCCAGUGAUGGUGGGUGACCAUGUACCUACCCAGAAUGCUGCCUACUGGGCUUCUCUAUCCUUGGGUACCCAUAUUUACUAUAGAAGCAGGCUGGGAGGAGCCAGAGG